AGGUUUUCUUUUUUAAAAAUUAAACAUUUUACUAGCAGAUAUUACUCAUCUGCGCUAUACAUAACUGGUGAUAAAGCUCAAAAAACAUUUGUCGUUUUAACUCCAGUUAUAGAUUUUGAAAAACAUUUGAUUAACAAAAAUAAAGUAGUUAAGAAUAUUAGAGUUAGAGGUUUAAAAAUUGACUUUGAUGAUAUUGUGAAACAAUGGACAUUUUUUCAAGAAGUUUCAAAGCGAAAGCAUCUUUUGGAGCUUAAUAGACAAGACAUUGCUCAAAAAAUAACUAACUUAUUAAAAAAAUCAGAUACCGAUCCAUCAGAAGUGGAAAAAUAUAAAGUACAUGCUAAGAUUGUAAAGGAUGACCUCAAAAACCUCAAGAUCUCUUUUUAUGAUAUAGAGGAAGCAACUAUGUUGAAAAUUCUUAGUUUACCUAAUGACCUACACAGUCAAACGCUUUCUCAUGAAGAAACUGUUCUGUAUACACACCUCAAUCAGCCUAAAAAUGAUUCUUUAGAUCAUAUUACAAUAGGAACUGACAAUAAUUUUGUCAAGUAUUUGAACCCAUACGCUUGUUAUUUAAAAUCAGAUGCUGCUUUGCUCGAGCUCAAUCUGUUGGGAUAUUUUAGAAAGAUGCUUUUAGAAUCUGGCUAUUUCCAAUUUUCUAACCCUAACUUUUGUAGAACAGUGAUAUAUGAAGGCUGUGUAGAAGUAGAUCAAACAAAGAAAAAAGUUUUUGAUGUCUUAGAACAUGAUCACGACGAAGAUAAUCUUAAUAGACUACAUUUAUGUGGAUCAGGUUCAUUAAUGUCUUUCAUGGCAUACUUUGCAAGACAUGCUCUACACCAGGUUGCCUUACCUUUAAGGUUUUUUUCAGUUGGUAAGGUAUACCAACCUAUAAAAGAUGAAGAACCACCUUCUUUUUUAAAUCUCAGUCAACAGAGUGUGGUUAGUAUUUUUAAUGCUGAUUUAGAAGAUACCAUCAGAAGUGUAGAUAAAGUAGUUUCUGAAAUUCGUCGCAUUUAUAAUUCUUUAGGUUGUCAUUAUAGAAUUGUCAUAUUACCUGCAUGUAAAAUAGAAAACUCUGAAAGCCUACAUAUAUCAAUACAGAUGUAUUCUAAUUUUAAAAAGGAAUAUGUUGAAGUUGGAAAUGUUUGCUUUUAUGACACUUAUGUCAGCAAAAGGUUGUUGUUUACUUAUAGUUUCAAUAAAGAUAAAAAAUACCCCAAAAUUAUUGCAGGGUCUUUAAUAAACGUUCACAAGUUUUUAGCAUGUACAUUAGAGAAUAUUGCUAGUGAAAAUAAUGUAAAUUUAAAUGCAAGUUUAAAAAAGAAAUUCGAAGAAAUAAAUAAUGUUUGUUAGUA
Messenger RNA from Diabrotica virgifera virgifera (western corn rootworm), 1358 nucleotides. RefSeq names its product serine--tRNA synthetase-like protein Slimp (gene Slimp). The record is from RefSeq and is a predicted model, not a curated record. Gene Ontology annotation, molecular function: ATP binding; tRNA binding; serine-tRNA ligase activity. The transcript has a single exon. The annotation marks the transcript as partial. Gene Ontology annotation, biological process: seryl-tRNA aminoacylation. Gene Ontology annotation, cellular component: mitochondrion. Lineage: Eukaryota; Metazoa; Arthropoda; Insecta; Coleoptera; Chrysomelidae.